UAAGGUUGGCUUCAAAACCGCACAGUUUGGUUGGACGUUCAGUAACAUACGGUAACAGUACUGUGAGAUAGGAGUUAACUUCGAUUUAAAAUUACCGAUUUAUUGGCUGGUUUGACCAUUACCCUUAAUUUGACAGUUGAAAUUAUUGAGAAUCUAAUUGUGUGGAUAAUUUAUACGCAUCUCAUCGUUGGAUCUACUCCAGCGGCCAUUCCAACCAACUGAUCGAGUCGCGCACCACAGUUCAAAUAUCAGGUGGUAUGAAUACUGGUGCUAGUUUUUUAUCAAUUUUAGUUAUACUUAUAGUUGUUUCUAUUCCAAGCCACGAGAUAGAAUUUGUUGAUGAACCAAAUGAUAGUUAUGGGCUAGAGAACCAGCAAAUCACACUUGUUUGUUCAGCUGUAGGGUCUCCAAAUAUCACGAUUACAUGGCACAAACUAGACAAUAUUUCUUUUGCAAGCGGUUCCACUAAAGUGGCUGGAGAUAGCGUAUAUUCUUCCUAUGGGUUUACUCUUGUUAGUGAAAAUGAGGGUGAUUAUUACUGCAAUGCAUCGGAUUCCCUUCACUGGAUUCAGUCCAAGAAAGCAAGUGUCCGAAUUUCAUUCCUUAACGAAAAGUUUAAAUUAGAGCCUCAAAGCAAAGUGGCAAAUAUUGGUGAUACAGUUUUAUUGGAAUGUAUUCCUCCUUUUGGGCUACCUAGUCCUACUAUUGAGUGGCUAAAGGAAAACUCUUCUCUGUUACCCAACAAUCGAAUACAGAUUAUGGAUGUUGGAAAUUUGAGGAUCGAUAGGAUAACGUGGCAAGACUCUGGUUACUACACUUGCGUAGCCAAAUCUUUUGCUUACCGCAGGGAAAGUUCCAAAGCCUAUCUUACUGUUCGGCAGCGUCCAUAUUUUAUUGUCUCACCUAAAAGUCAAUCAGUGCCAGUGCAUAGUGUAUUUGAACUGAGUUGCCGUGCUGCUGGGGAGCCCCCCCCUGUCGUUGUUUGGCGCAGAGAACCUUCAGUACCCAGUAUUUCAUACUCACGUGUUCGGCUGCUUCUAGGUGGAACACUUCGUUUUGUAAGUGUUCAGUCUGAUGACUCUGGAUAUUAUAUUUGUCGAGCAGUUAGUUCGACAGGGAUUGUUGAAGCAGUCGCCUACAUAAAUGUUGUUACACCUCCAGGUUUGGUUGUCACGCCUCCUAGUAAAAUAUACGCAUAUGAAGGCAACCGGGUUGAGUUGUUUUGUAGUGUGACAGGCUCCCCAUCCCCAGAUGUUCGUUGGUUGCAGUGGUCAACUAAAACAUAUUUCAUCCCAACUGUAUCUGUAUCCGAGCGGAUUUACGUCACGAGUUCUGGGACUCUUAUUAUACUUACUGCCAGGCCGGAAGAUGCUUCUACGUAUGAAUGCCGCGCUUCGUCUCCUGCUGGUUUAACUAGGAGCCUGACAGAUAUUCAAGUUCUGUUUAAUCCCAAAUUAAUUCCAGGUCGUGUGGGUGCUGUCUCAACUCCUCAUAUUUUCGGUAAAAGUUUCCGCAGUCCAACAGCAGUACGAGUACUUUGUGGCAUUCCGUUGGAUCCUGUAUUCAAUUAUUCACAUGGAACUCAAUCUAUUUCUAAAGAACCCGAACUUAGCGCAAAAUCGGACAUAAUAUGGCUUAACAAUGGUGAAUUCAUUCAUAAACCAAGUUCAUCGAACUCUCGGAUUUCAAUCGAGGCAGAUGGCUCUUUACUACUUUAUCCAUUUCGACCACAUGAUGCAGGAAACUACACUUGUUCCGUCUACCGAAAAGUAAGCCAUCGGUUCGCACAGUACGCUUUCACUAUAAGCUUAAAAGAGCAUAAUGAUUCAAUAUAUCAACCUCGUACGUAUUCCCAGUUACCUUCACCUCCAGAAAAUGCAAGAAUUGUUAGUGUUGGUGACACGUGGGUAGUUUUAAAAUGGUCUGACAACAAUUCUUCUGAGUCAACAAGCUAUAAAGUUUACGUUUUACCGCAGAUUCAUUCUCAGAAAACAGUUCACUCAGAUCAACAUUUUCAGGACCUAAAGCACACUAAGACUACCAGUGAUCAUAUGAAGUCAGAUGAAACACAGAUGCCUAGUAGUAAACCCUUUAAACUGGAUACCUGGUUCACCGCAAUUGAAAAAUCUUACCAUACCCAAGUCCGUAUAACAGGCCUACUACCUGAUACCGGAUACUGGGUUGAAGUUAGAAAAGUUAAUAGUUUCGGAAUGAGUUCAGGAGCUCUAGUACCUUAUAUAGUGUAUACUGUAAAAAAGCCUUCUGAAAUUAUAUUUUCACAUGUUUCAAAAAGUAAUAGGACAGUUUCUGAUUUGGUAAUCAAGCAUCCUGAUUCGCUUUUUGCUGGUGGUCAAACAGCUGUUGAUUUUCAGGAGCUGGUUUCAACAUUCCAAUCCAUCGAUUUACAUCGCAUAUCAAUCCGACCCCUCACGUCUUCCGAACUUUUGGUUAGCUGGGCUGCACGGUCUUCUAAUGAAGUGCUCAAGCGUAUUGAUGGUUUCAAAAUAAACGUGCGAUCAGUUCCAAUGUCACGUUGCAUAGCUGCUGUUACAUCUAAACCACCAAGCUAUUCGUCUGCCUUUCGCGAAAACAUUGGAGAUUCAGGAUCGUUGGAUAUUUAUGAUAUUAAUCAUGAGGAUUUUUCAUUUACUAGUUCAGUUCACUGUUCUUUCACAUCCCCUAAGCUUCUCGAACAAACAGUUUUAAUGGCUAAUGCAGUGAGUGAUAAAGAUGUAAUAUAUGUUGGGACCUCAGAUCACUCAUUUCAAAACAUAAUCAUCAUGAAGACUGUGUCUCGCGAUCAGCCGGUUGCUAAGGCUGUUAUCGGUGAUCUGUCACCUUUCAGUUGCUAUGAGACGGAUAUUGAAGCCUUCAAGGACGAUCCAACAUACGGUCGUAUUCUAAGCAGAUCUAGUCGAUCUGAAUUGGCUUUGACUCUCGAUGCACCACCCAGCUCCUCGCCAGAAUUAAUAAGCGCCGAAUGGCUUCUUCAUAUUAGUCCGUUAAAUCCCGAACAAAUAACAGGAGGUCAGAAAAUCAACUCUUCCACAUAUCCAUCUGAAAGUAUUCGAUUAUCAUGGAAACCACUUGAGUUAAAAAUGGCUCAUGGUGCACUGUUAGGAUAUGCAGUACAUAUGCUGGCGAACAAAAGUCAGUUCAGUCGUUCUCUUCAUGUAAGUCUUUUUUAUCUGGUAAAUUUGUGCACAAUCUUAGUCUUGUAUUUCAAUGUUCAGGAAUUUUCUAGUCAAAUCUUCAUUAUCAUUUUUUAAUUUUGCUUUUAACGGUUACACCUUGGACCGUUUGUGUUUUCUGAGUACUUUUACCUUGUAUAUGUUUUUCUAUACUCGUUCGCAUAAUCUUAACUGUUUUGGAACCACAUCACAAGAGUGUCUUCAAUCCUUUCCCAGGAAGUCUGCAGUCCUUUCCAUCACAGGUACCAUCAUUCAUAAAGAUUACGGAUCUAAAUUAGUCUGGCCACUGAAUUUUCUUUCAUAUUAUUUUCAUCCCGGAAAUUCUGCAAGUUUAAGUGGAAAGAAGUUCAGUAUAAUUAUUAGAUAUCUUGGGAAGUUGAGGUUUAUGAUGUGAUCUUCGUUAACACAUUUAACAAUUUGCGUCUAAUAUAAACAUUUCUCACUUGGAAUUUUUCCAAAACUUGUAACUACUCAUGAUAAAAGUAACUUACCGUAGUAAAAAUAGUAACUGGAUAUUACUGCACACUUUAUUGGUUACAGUAAAUAUACAAAUAUUUUAUACAUGUUGUGGGUAACUUAUGCUGAGACCUGAACUCUUGUUUGUGUUUUAGUUACUGUAAGUCUCACUUGCAUUUUCACAGGAUGAGGGUAGUUAUUAAUCUUGAAUGCUACUAUGGGAUCACAGCAUAUGUAGCUUAGCGAUUAAGACAUCUGAUUUUAAACUAUUAGAUUUCGAGCUGGAAACGCCCUGACUAAUUCAUUUUGAGUAGCCACUACAUUAUACAAAAAUAUCCCCCGAAAAAGUACACAAACAUGUUUUUAGGUUUUGACUCACGAUAAUAAUGAGAUGAAAGUACCAGAAUGGAUCACAGUAAUUAGAUUGAACUGAGAUAAUGCCUUAUUAAUUUGCUUUGUAAUAUUGUCUUACUGAGACUUGUCUGUUAAUUACUGAAAUCCAUAUCAACUUAGGCGAAAAAUCCUCAUACACUGUCCUAUAGUGUUUUCCAAUUGAUUCCAUAAUAUUCAGUACCUGACAGGCUUGUUUUUAUACUUUCUUUUUAUUUCCCAGAUAUCGACUUAUUUUAGGCAAGCUAACGUAACCUCACUGUGUCCGUAUAGUUUCGCAGGUAGACUUAAGUCGAAUUCCUAUCAAUAACCGUGCACGUGUCAAUGUAAUAUCCACAUCUCUUGUGUUAUAGCCAAUUAUAUUAAUUAGUAGCCCGAAUUCGGGUAAACAGUGCUGUUUUAAUUUCAUGACCGAAGGAUUAUAUUUCGUAUUCCUUAACUAACCAGAGAUUGGGUUUGUGAAGGACUACUUAUCAAAGUGGCUUAGUCCGGGACCGCAAAAAUUGUUUUCCAUCUUCGAAUGAAGUAACAUAGCACUAGAUUUUACUUAUUUAAUUUCUGUAGCGUUGAAUAUAAAAUUAUGGAAUAUAGAUAUUCAAUUAUCAGUGGUUUUAUUCAGUAUAAUAUCUUCUAGACGAUGAUCUUGGUAAAUAAAUAAAAAACUUCGUUGUUGGAAGUGGUUCUUCUGUGAUUUUCAGGUAUCUGCAGACAUCCAUUCAAAAAAUAUUCAUGGCCUAAAUCCGUUCGUCGAUUAUAUCAUUUAUAUUUCUGGGAUAAACUGCAAAGGAGAGGGAGUACGUAGUUCUGGAUAUCAUCUUCGAUCUAUUGCCGCUGGGUUGCAUAAUCCUAUUAAGUCUUCUGAUUAUGAAUUAAAUUAUUUAGAACAUUUUGAUUUCCCUGUAUGGGGUUAUAUUCUACUUUUUGGGUUUGUCGUCUUCUGGAUUUUGUUUGGCUUAUUUAUUCACUUUGUCGUCCGUCAAACUUCAAGAAAGCAGUGUUUAAAAUCUUCAGCCAAGUAUUUCGUUGCUAAUGGUUCUAACAUAGAUGCGCAGCAUCAGAAAACCUUUCGGAGAAAUAUUCUACAUGGAAUAAGUUUCGGAACGUGCUGUACCUCGUUAACUUUCCAAAAAAACAAGUCAGAAAGUCACUCCAUUGUUGAUAGAAACUUGGGCACCUUCUUACUGAGUAGUGAGCAACAAGAGGUGGAAACGGGACAUCUACUCCAUCAUUUGAACCCAUCUCAAUCUAAGUUACAUAGUGACAAACCUGUUUCUGAACACAAAUUAAUGACUUUACGUUCUGCCUCUGGCAAAAACGAAGCAACUUCUACAGGAUGUACACAUGCAGCAUCACCGCUGUUUGAGUACUUAACCGGUAAUGAAGACGUUGAGGUGUAUGCUAUCAGUGAUCCUUCUGUGUGUUCUAAUAACCUUAGUUACUUGCCUUCAGGUGUAUUGAAGAUGACUACAACAUCCGGUAGCAAUGCAACUAUCUUAAGCCAAAACGGAUUAACUGAAGAAAAUAUGUCGAAUCAAAGUAACCCAAUUAGCAGACCGAAAUUGCCAGAUUCAAUAAAUAUACCAUUCCCAGUACCCCCGAUUUGUCACUCAAAUUUAUGUACACCGAAACUUGCAUACCAAAGCAACUCUUUACAUUUACUGUCGCUGCCAGAUCGUUAUGCGUCAAACCAAUUAGACGAAUCUAUUAAUCCACAGAAGUUCACUUCAGAGGAUACUGUACCCGCGUAUGCAAGUUGUUCAGUAUUUAAUAUUCACAAAACGGAAGUCAUCGAUCAUUGUAAUCAACACAGUGGAACACCAAGUGUUGUACCGAUGCGCAACAAUAGUAACUUGUGCACGAAAUUAAAAAACUCUAAUCGAAAUAAUUUUGUUGCGAAUUCAUUCAAUCUAGGCGAUAAUUUGAAAUCUGCAGAAUUUCUAGCAUCUGUAAAUGGCAGUCAUUUACCAUUGUCUAAUGAUUUCCAUAAUGCUGCUUCUUGUAGUUGGCAAUUUAUUCCACAUAACAUCAAUGGUUCAGUAAUUCGAGAGGAGCACAAACCAGAAAAUGUUAUUCCUCCCCCACCUGAAUAUCCACCACCGCCUUUACCGUCGGCUUCAACAAAAUUAUGCGGUCUUCCUAAUUUAUGGAUUCCAAAUUCCGAAUCAGGUGGUGACCUACAUAGACCACUUGAAUUAAAAGAGCAUCAAUUACGUUUUGUUUCAGACGAUAGUAGUCUACCAAGUGGUGGAAUUUUAGCUUCUCAAUAUUUCACUUGAGAAGCGAAAACACCCUACCUGUCAAAUUGUUACUCUCCUCUGUCAGGAGCUUAUGCUGAAACUCGUUACAUUUCAUGUACAAUACCAAAUUCAAACAUUGGCUUUCAUAAAGUCGGUUCUUGUUUUGUUAAUAGUCAGGCGAAUAAUUGCAUUGAAUUGUCUCCACCAUGUUAUAUAAAACAAUAUCUCUCUCCAACUGAUCAAAAUAUAACAGAAUUUCAUGAUACAAUGUGUAUGGUUAGUGCAGCACAUAGUCUCAGUCCAUUAGGUAAUGCUUUCCCAAAUACUUCAGUAAUUAUUAACCCUGGACAAUUUGAUUCACCUGUACGCGGUAAAAGUUGUCAAUUCACCGAUAAUAGUGGAAAUGGUGAAAGUAGUAGUGGUUUAUCUGCUACAAGUGGUUUGGGGAGUACUGCUAUAGGGAGCGGAAGUGCUAAAUAUCCUGCAUGUAGACGACCUGAUGAUAUACAUACUGUUAAUGGACUUACAUCCGGCAGCGAUUCAUCUAAUUGUUCCAACGUACACAUGAGUAUAGUAGUGCAUCGGAAUAACCAAAAUACAUUGCCACCAUACUUUUCUCCGACAGAACAGCGACAACAACAAAUAGCUCAGUCUAUUUCGAAAUCUGUUCUACUCUCAUGCAAUACAUCCUGUUGUUCUUCAGCAUCCUCUUCAUCUACUAAUUCUAAGAAUGGAAUUAUAAAAAAAUCGGAACAUUAUUCAAGUCAUCCGAGUAAUAAUAAUAAUAAAAAUGAUAGUAAUGCUGAUGAUUUGUCAAAAUCGUUUCAAUAUGUUAUACCUGAAAAUAUUUCAUCUAAUAAUAAUUCAAUGCAGUUAUCAUCGUUAUUCUGUAGAUAUGGUGAACUUCCACAACAACAGCGGUCAACGAAUUCACUUGUUGUAUGUAAUCCAGUUAUCUCUAAUAGUGCAAAUUUUCAUGAACCUUCUAUGCUAUCAACACCAACCUGUAAUCAUUGUUUUACUGAAUCAAAUGUUAAUAAAAAUGAAAUUAACAAAUCAUCAUCACAAAUGAUGCCAACAACUGUUCUGGUGUCCAGUCAUGAUCUAAGUAAAGCGACUAGUUCCAGUACUACUACUACCACCGGUACUGUGACUAAUAAUAAUAAUAAUAGCGUUGGUGCACAUUGUAGAACUAUUCGGACAUGAUUACUUAUGAUGCAUUGAAAGUGAUAUGAUCCCAUGUAUACUCAAAGUUGUUCAUCUGUAUUCACUUAGAAUUUUGUGUUUCAUUAAUUGAUUAAUUCAUCACUUCAUUAUUUACGAAUCACCUCUCCCCAUUCAUAUUUAUUCAUCUAUUUUCAAUUGUUUUUUUCAUGAUUUACCCAAACAUUAUGCAACUCAUAUCUGUUAUGUAUACUGAUGGAUUAUGUAUUUCGAAAAUUUUGUACUCAUGAUCAGUAUUUCAGAUCUCAAUAUUUGUACUGUACAAUCUGUUUUUAACGUUAGGAUACAAUAUUAUCAUUUCUACUAUUAUUUAUUUAUUCUUAUAUACUACUGACUAAUUUGAUAUCAUCGUCUAUUUCUAUAUUUCUUUUUUGAUAGUUAUGUAUAUGAUGUUGUGUUUUUGAACUACAUGUACUUAGUGGGCGCUGAAGAUCUUGUCUAAGAUGACAAUAAAAGCUCUGUCUAGCUUAGAUAACUCAAUACUAUUAAAAACAUCUACCUAUGCUGCAUAUCUUUAUCAUAUAGUAAAACUACUCUGUGCUUUUUCCGUUGAUUGUAAACUGAAUUCUUAAUAUUCAAAUGAUUAUUGUUUUUACUAUGCAUCAUUCAUGAUACUAUUACUAAUAUUGUUACAUUUACGACUGUGUUAAUAAUAUGAAUGCUAUAGUAUAUUGUUAUGCAGUGUUUAUAUUGCAUUUGUUUUGUUUGUUGAUUGUAUUAAUGAAUUGACUUCAUUCUAAGUCUUUUCCUCACACUAGACGUCUUUGUAUCUUUCCUACUCUCUAUUUAAACUGCUAACGUGGAAAUACCAAUAUCUUUGAUGCUGAUUAUAGAUAUAACUUCAUGUACCUGUAAUUGGACAGUCGUAUACUUCAUUUUUCCAUCUGAGAUUUGACAAUUUUGACAUGAAGUCUAAAUUUUUUGUACACAUUUAUUUACUAUACAUAAGAAGAAAUAACUAAACAAUGAACUUGACUUAAGACUAAACGGUUCGUUCAUUUUGUUGUUGUUCUUGUCCCUCCUCUCUCUCUCUCUCUCUCUCUCUAGUUUUAUUUUACUUUUCAACAGUUUGUUCAUUUGUGUUUUUAUCUCUUUACGUGUACAUAUCUAUUGUCUAUUUAUCUUUGUAUUCAUAUGCUGACCAUGCGAAUUUAAUAAAUAUUUAGCCUAG
Messenger RNA from Schistosoma haematobium, 8669 nucleotides. Its product is annotated as Roundabout, axon guidance receptor. Lineage: Eukaryota; Metazoa; Platyhelminthes; Trematoda; Strigeidida; Schistosomatidae. The transcript has 5 exons. Gene Ontology annotation, molecular function: protein binding. The record is from RefSeq and is a predicted model, not a curated record. Bases 258 to 3269 code for a protein of 1003 amino acids.